AUGGAGCACGCACUUACAUGCAAUAACCUCAAAUGUCGAAGAGAGCUGAGCGAACGUGCACUUGUGACGACAUGCAGCCAUAUCUUCUGCAUGGAAUGCGCCCAGCGACUCGGUGUCAACGGACAGGAAGCUGAUCGCCGCAACACAUGCCCUGCCUGCCAUUCGCAACUAACCAAUCCGGACGACGCCGUGAUUACGAACCUGAAUCCAAGUGAAGACUACAAGACCAGUGUUCUAAGCGGACUUAGCCCCAACGUCAUUAUGGAAUGUGCUGGCCGGGCUCUCAGCUUCUGGGCUUACCAGACCACCCAAGACAUCUAUUACCAACAGUAUUUAUACAAAACCCUGACCGACAAGUACUCAAAUCUCAGCGUCCGCCUCGAGAAGACCGUAAACGACGCUAAUUCGGAGAUCGAGGGUCUUCACCACAAGUUGUCAAGUCUAGCAGCAGAACAGGAUGCUCUGCGGCGCAAGAAUGACGAAAUCUCCCGAGCUUACAAAGACAAAAGUCGCAAGGUCCUGCAGUUACAAGAACUCUACGACAAAGUCAAGAGAAAAGCUGAGCUUGGUCAGAUUCGGAGGGCAGCAUCGGAUGCUGUUGACUCAACCUUACAAACAACCCAGAUGGACUCGGGCUAUGAAAUUAACUUGCCUGCACAAAGCCAUGCUGAAAACACCCCUCUGUCAGCCUUUAGCCAGAGUCAUCGCAUUGAUAUCUCAGGAAUGAACACCGGCCUCUCACGAAACUAUACAAAUAUGACAAGAGAAGGAAACCAUUGGCCACGACUAGGAGUGCCAUCUCAUCGCGAUACAUCAGAGGCCCCUGUUGGUGGUCUCCGCCGAUCUGGUAUCAACACAACAUCCGUACACCAAACGGCGACAUUGCCAACUCUCGCGGGAACCCCAAUUCCUAGUUUUGGUGGUACAAGACAGUCUACAAACACAUUCGCUCCAGGCUUCAGUCAUCAUCGGGGUAGCCUGGCAGGUGUUGGACUAACAUCCGGCAUAAAAGUCAGCCAAGCGAAUAACCCACCAGCAUUGGAUAUGCCCUCAAGGCAUCUAUGA
Messenger RNA from Fusarium mangiferae, 1065 nucleotides. Its product is annotated as putative lactose regulatory protein. Gene Ontology annotation, cellular component: synaptonemal complex. Gene Ontology annotation, biological process: reciprocal meiotic recombination. The transcript has 4 exons. Gene Ontology annotation, molecular function: ubiquitin protein ligase activity. The record is from RefSeq and is a predicted model, not a curated record. NCBI's taxonomy places the organism in Eukaryota, Fungi, Ascomycota, Sordariomycetes, Hypocreales, Nectriaceae. The coding region runs from base 1 to 1065 and encodes 354 amino acids.